Messenger RNA from Microtus ochrogaster (prairie vole), 887 nucleotides. It is a transcript of the gene Crb3, whose product is annotated as crumbs cell polarity complex component 3. Lineage: Eukaryota; Metazoa; Chordata; Mammalia; Rodentia; Cricetidae. The record is from RefSeq and is a predicted model, not a curated record.
AGGGCGCGCAGCCUGGCCUGUCUCGAACUCCUCCUUCGCUUCUCCUGGCCCAGGAACGCGGCGAGAGUUAAUCUUUAAUCUCUGACCCUUGGCGCCGAGGGCGGGGACCGCACUCCAAGCUCGGUCGCCCGUCGCUGGGGCCUGAGCCCAGCGGGUCCAGCUCCCAACCCCAUGCUGCGGCCUCUCCUUUGGUCUGGUCCCCAGGUCCCGAGUCGCAGGUGUCCUCCUCGACCCAAGAUGCGGUAGGAAUUGGAGCCCUGGGGAAGUCCUGCCUUUGGCGCCACCAACUCAUCGUCCAAGCUCAUGGCGACCCCAGGCCUGGGGCUACUCCUGGCAGUUGGUCUGCCGAUGCUGCCCGCCGGUUGGAGCCAAGCGCCCACAGCCCCGGACCCUUUCAAUAGCACGACUCCGUCCCCAGACCCUGAUUCCAGUGGGGGCCUGUCUUCAGAGGCCGUUGUAGCCAUCGCUGUGGUCUUUUCCAUCCUGGGAGUCAUCCUCUUAGCGGUGGGGCUAUUCCUGCUGAUGCGGAAACUUCGAGAAAAGCGCCAGACAGAGGGCACCUACCGGCCCAGCAGUGAGGAGCAGUUUUCCCAGGCAUCAGCUGAGGUCCGGGCCCCCCAGGACUCCAAGGAGCCAGUGCGGGGCUGCCUGCCCAUCUAGCUCCUUCCCCCUCCUCCCUGUCACCCACCUUCCCUACUUUGCUGUGUGACCUUGGGUGAAGGCAGCACCCUCUGGGCGAUCAGAUUCACCCAAUGCUUAAAGAUAGAAGGGAAGAAAGUUCUUCAAAGACCUUGACUUUGAGGGAAAGGGAGGAUGGGGCUACUCACUUUUGUAUAUUUAUGUGAAAUUAAUAGUAAGGUAUAAUAAAGUGUUUUUUUUCUUUUUUC